Molecule: messenger RNA, 1705 nt
Organism: Copidosoma floridanum
Lineage: Eukaryota; Metazoa; Arthropoda; Insecta; Hymenoptera; Encyrtidae
Source: RefSeq, a predicted model, not a curated record
UACGAAAUCUUGUAUAUAAUUUGCAUCGUGGAAUACAUUUUUCAUCCGUAUGCUCGAUAUAUUGAAGUAAUCAUUAACACAGAUUAGUAAAAAGAAAAAGCAAUGGGAUCGCCAAACGGAACAUUGAUGAUUUUAGUGAUAUUCUGCUACUUUGCGGGUUCAAUUUCUGAAAGUAUACACAACGAGCAUUUAGAAGUGGGCAUUGACCCCAAGGAAAAUAAGGAAAUCGUCCAGGGCACACUGUUCACCACCGACCAUCCCAGCUACCCUUACGCGAUAUGCGAGUGGACUAAACCGAAGGUGGAGAAAACGUGUCAGAUACAAUUGGUCAACGUAACAAGCAAAAACCUUGUCUGCGAUGGGAUCAAGGUAUUCACGGAGGAUCCGGAAAAAGAACUUUUUUACAACGGCUACUUCCAAGUGAUGCCCUUCAGCAAUGAUCAUGUCGUUAUAGCCUGGUGGGACACUUUGAAGAACAAAACAGCUCCAAAGAAGCAAAACUUCAAGGUCAGCAUCGUGAACAUGCAGAGCUGCAAGGCCGCCCAUAUGAACUACCCCAUCGACAACUCGGGCUACGGUCGUUUCCCUAGUCUCCUGCUGUUCCCAACACAGGUGGACGUGAUCGUCAACAGCAAGUCGGCUUGUGCCGGUGAGGCCCAGUGCCGACUCUCGUAUGACCUCGACGGAAAACAAACCGGCCAAUUCCCGUACACCAGUGAACUCCUGGGCUACUCGAGUCCGGUGUCCGGAUCAGGGCCCGACAAGGGCUUCUUUGUGAAUGUACAGGAUCAGACGAGCCUGAGAGUAUUGCUCGUCAAUGGCGAAGGGAACGGGAAGCUCCUGACGACGGACAACUUUGAACCGGAAGCUGUUAAGCAACGCGUCGCGUUCAGUAGCGCCCACGAGAAGUUCACCAUCUGCAGGAUGCCCGACAUGGGGUCCAAGAAACCGACAAACAUCUACUGCAACCAGUACAACAGCACAGGGGAAGUCACGAUCAAGAAGACAACAACCUUCCAAGAAACCGUCAAUUGGUUAGCGGUGCGUAGUUUGGCCGAAGGUGGCUUUUUGCUCGCCACGUCAGGCUGUGACAUUGAAAAAUCGGCAUCAGCCAAUUGCCAGAGUUUCCGUGUGUGGAAAGUAAAAAAAAAUGGUCAGGUUGGAGAACCAUUCACUUUUGGUGGACCCAACAUUAGCUGCAAGAACACGACGAAUAACCUGCAGGUGCGGAUCGUAGAGGUAAAUUUGAUAGAAGAUCAGUUCUGCUUUGAUUUCUCGUGUGUGGAGGAACGCUCGCACUUACUCUUCAAUAGGAAAUGCCUGUCGAAAAACAAUCUCGAGUAAGUCGAGAAAAGUUCGAGAUUGACGACAAAAUGAAGAAAUCGGUUUGUUAUCUUAUCUAGAAUACGUAAUCAGGCGAGAAAAAUCGCGCUAUUCAUGUAAUUGUAAUUUAUAUGCCUCAUACUUUAUCUACGACUUUGUAUCUGUUCCAUAUACUUAAUCUAUGCAAUCUGAAAUUUUAUCAAAUUACUCCACUACAACUGUACUUAUUAUUGUACUUUUUUUUUUUUGUCAUGUACAAAUGGCCAGAUGGGGUCCUACCCGUUAGAUGAAUAAAUAUUAUACCAAACACCAUAUGUAUAUUCAUAAUCGACACUAUAACUAUCACUGCAAAACAAUAAAAAUCACAAACAUCGCUACUAAA